Molecule: messenger RNA, 618 nt
Organism: Microthlaspi erraticum
Lineage: Eukaryota; Viridiplantae; Streptophyta; Magnoliopsida; Brassicales; Brassicaceae
Source: the annotation of a GenBank genome assembly
AUGCCAGUAACCGUAGGAUUUGGGAGAGACAUUAUCACUGGAAAAUACAAAUUGAUCUUGAUCUAUCGCUUCGACAAUUCAUGGCGUAGUAUUAUUACCAAGUCUGAGGUCUUAACCCUUGACAACAACGAGCGGAGAUGCACUGCAAAUUCUUUCCCUCUUCAUUUCGAAAAAUUUUCCAGUACCCAAACAUCUGUUUUUGCAAAAGGAUCACUUUUCUGGUUGAUAAGGCCGUUUGAUUUGCAUUUUCAUUCACAACGUCCCAAAAAUCUAGUAGCCAUCGAUCUUCACACAGAAAAAUUUCAUGAUGUUCCGUUUCCAAGUUUGGAAAUCAAUUACUACCGUGGUGCGUAUUUGUGGAGUAUGAAAGACCGUUUGUGUCUAUCCAACGUGGUGCUAUUUUCAGAUGUAGAAACAUGGUGUCUUAAGGGGGAAAUUCCGAGUGCGAGAUGGGGGAAGAUUUCUUCUAUCAAUAUUUCGCACGUUGAUCGGCUAAAUACAAAGUUUUGGACGCUUGGUCUUGCAGCUGCCGACAUGAGACCUGAAGGACAAAAACCUCCUCUGGGUGAUCUUGAUCAAGUUCCUUUAGAUCAAUGGAAAGUCGCAUUGUAUGCAUGA